Plasmodium gaboni is the source of this 7506-nucleotide messenger RNA. RefSeq lists its product as hypothetical. The record is from RefSeq and is a predicted model, not a curated record. The transcript has a single exon. The coding region runs from base 1 to 7506 and encodes 2501 amino acids. NCBI's taxonomy places the organism in Eukaryota, Apicomplexa, Aconoidasida, Haemosporida, Plasmodiidae. Gene Ontology annotation, molecular function: protein binding.
AUGAAACAGGCAAAUAAAAAUUUCAGCCUUUCAAAUUACAAUUUAGAUUUAAUUAAAUGUUUACAAGAUGACUCAGGGAUAUAUUUCAUUUUAGAUCCUAGUAAAGCUAUUAAUGAGAAAAAACAAUCAGAUGUGUAUGAUAUAUUUGUACCAGAAGAUACAGAGGGUGUAACACUUCAUGUUCAAAAAGUGAAUGAUGAAUAUAAAUGUAUUGGUGUUAGUAUAACUAAAAAAGGUAUAGAUAUAAAUUCAGGAACUCGUAUUUUCAAUUCCAAAAUUUCGGAUUGGCUAGAACAGUUAUUUGUUUUCAAUAAGAACUUAGUAAAUAAUGGUGUACAAAUAAAUGACAAACUGAAAAAAAGUACCAAUAACAAUUCUGUUCUUAACACAAACAAUAUUAAUUCUAAUGGUGCUUUCAUGAAUGGUGAUAUUAACGGAAAUUUAAAUAUUCCUAUAAAUGCUAUCAAUUAUAAGAAUGAUAAAUUUAUAAAUAAAGGUAGCAAUAUCAAUAUUAUAAAUGAUGGUAGCAAUUUAACAAACACUAAAAAUCCAAAUUACAAUAAUAUGAAACGUGCGUCUGGUACCUCAGCUUUACAAGAUACAACAACUACUAAUUUAAUAAAAAAUAAAUAUAAUAAUAUAGAAUAUUUUGAAAAUAAGGAAAAAAACAACCUAAUGAUUCCUAACAAUAAUAAUAAUAAUAAUAGUAAUAAUAAUAGUAAUAAUAGUAAUAAUAAUAAUAAUAAUAAUAAUAUGAAUGGUCAUAUUAAUAAUUCUCAUUUAUCGAAUAAAAAGGGAAAUAAAAAUAAUAACCAACAUAAUUGCAAUAUAAACCAUAACAUGAAUAAUAAUAAUAAUAAUAAUAAUAAUAAUUUUAUUGGUAAUAAUAAUUUACCUUCAACACAAAUGCAAAAACAAAAUAGAUUAAAUCAUGUAAAUAGUAAUAGCAAUAAUAUUAAUAAAAAUAGUCAUCCAAAUAAAUCAAAUGUGAUCACUUAUAAGAAUAUGAAUUUGGAUGAAAAAAAUAGUAAACUAUUUAACAAUAUUAAUGCUACUAGUUUAUUAAUGAAUAAAAAUAUUCUAUCUAAUGUAAAUGCUUUAGCAGCUCAAAUAUCCCUAGGAUCAACCUCUGAUUUUAUGAAGAAUAAUAAAUUAGGUGUAGGACAUACAACUAACAAUAGGCAGAAAAAUAAUACAUAUAAUUUACAUAAUCAUGCACAGAAUGAAUUAUUUAAUUUACCAAAUCAACAUCAAAAUAAUAAUAUGUUUAAUAACAACAAUAAAUCACAAUUACAUCAGUUACAAAAUUUGCAAAAUCAAACAAAUAUACAUCAACAUAUUCCAAAUCAAAAUUUAACAAGUCAACAAAUACAACAAUCAUAUAAUGAUAAUUUUACAUAUCGACCAACAUUAUUUAAUUUGUUAGAAGUUUUAGCUAAUCAUAAUAUUACAACUCCCGAUCAACGUGUAUGUAUUAGAGGUAUUGUUACCGAUUUCUUGAAUAAUGAAUUACCUCAUGGAAAAAUAUAUGCAUAUAUUGGUGCCGUUGUAGGGCAUGAUAUACUACAUGAUAUUAUUAAAAAAUUAGAAAAGGAUCCCAACAGAAAUAUGGUCCCCGAUGCAUCAGGAUUAGCUAGAAUAGAAGCAGCAUUUGGAUUGAGCAAAUCCUCCUAUGAUUUUAUGAAUAAUAAUUCACAGAAUUCCACCGUAAGUAAUUUAUCUAAUGUACUCUUUAAUAAUCGUAAUUUAAAUAGUGCACUAUUAAAUAACCAAUUUUAUUCUAAUAUAUUAUCAAAUGUAGCUAAUAAUGCUUUUUAUGCUAAUAAUAAUAAUUUAAAUAAUAAUGAAAGGAUGAACCUUGAUAAUGAUAAAAUAUUAAAUAGUAAAGUAGCAGCAGAUAUAAGUAAUUUGUUGAAAUAUGCAAAAAAUGAAAAAAUGUCUAUUCCGGGUAAUAAUAACUUAAUGAAUUUUAAUCGAAAAAAAGGAACCAAUUUUAAUAAUUUGAUGAAUUUAAGAAAUGAUCAUCCAAAUAAUAAUAAUAAUAAUAAUAAUAACAAUAAUAAUAAUAAUAGUAAUAUGAAUGGUUUUAAUAAUUAUAAUAAUAAUAAUAAUAAUAAUUUAAAUAAUAAUAUGAAUAAUUUUAAUAAUAAUAGUAGAAAUACAAUUCCUCAAGAUCUUCUUAGUGCAGCUACUAGAAAUUUUAAUAUGCAAUUCCAACAUAAAAAUAGCUUUUCUGAUGAAGAAGAAGAAUUAAUGAAAGUUAUUAAGAAAAAUAUAGAAUCAUAUAAAAUGAAUAAUAUUAAGAAUAUCCUAAUUUCAUCUGUUUUUGGUAGAAUUAAAUGGUUAAAAAUUAUGAACGAAUCACCACAUGCAUAUUUAUAUGGACAUAGUAUAGUAAAAUUUGGUAACAAAUUAUAUAUGUUUGGUGGUUCGAAUGGUAAAAAUAAAAAAGUUCCUUUUAAUCAUACAUUAACAUUUAGUUUAAUUUAUUACAAUUACAAAUUAUUACCUUUAAGUGGUAACUGUCCUGAAGAAAGAGAGGGACAUAGUACACAUUUAGUUUCAUUGAAUAAUGGUUUAUCUGUAUUCUUAUUUGGUGGUAGUAAUGAAAAUACUUAUUACAAUGAUAUAUAUCUUUUAGAUAUGGAAACACGUAAAUGGACACGUAGAAGUGUUAAAGGAAAAAUACCUUUACCCAGAGAUCAACAUUCAUCACUAGUAUAUCCAGCCAAAUGUGAACAUGUAAGAGGAGAAAAACCAAACUUAACAGAAGGAGUUAUAAUAUUUGGAGGAAAAUGUUUAUAUAAUAAUAGUAUUGUCAGUUUAAAUGACAUGUGGAUAUUUUCAUUUGAUUCAAAUGUAUGGAUUCGUAUUAACUACCUAUGUGAUGAUAUACCCAUAGGAAGAUUUGGAAUGAACUUGGUAUGGUCCGAUACGAAUACCAUAUGUCUAUUUGGUGGAGAAUAUUGUGAAAUUUCUAAAACACAUAAAGAAAGAAGAUUAUUAGAUGAUAUGUGGAUCUUUAAAGUACAUAAUAAUGUACAUAUCAAUGCUAAUGCAAAUGAUGAAACAACAUAUAAUAAUGGUAUGGAUUCAGCAAAAAAUGAUAAAAAUCAUACCCAUAAUAAUAAUAAUAAUAAUAAUAAUAAUAAUUUAGCUGAAAAAAAUAAUAAUGCAAACAAUAAUAAUAUGCGCUCAAAUGAUAAGGAACAUGCAGAUAAUGUAAAGGACAAAAGUAAUAAUAACAAAAAAUUUAGAAUGGUUGGAGAAUGGUAUAGAGAAACUUACGAAGGAGAUAUUGGAUGUCGUUCAAAUUAUAGUAGUGUUUUUAUUACACAAAGACAUCAAGAUUUUAAAGGCGCAGAACCUAAAACUAUUGAAAGGUUAAUGAUUUUAUGUAGUGGAAUAACUUAUUUAUAUAAAGAAAAUAAACAAAAAAUUGUAUCUACAGAUGAAGUUUUUGUUUAUUUCUUUUCACAAAGAAAAUGGUAUUUAUUAAAAGGAAAAUUAUGUAAUGACGAAUAUUUAUAUAAUGGUAGACAAAGACAUGUAGGAUGUUUUUUCGAAUCAAAAAAUGUAUUAGGAAGAGCAAAUAGAAAUCCAGUUCCAUGUGUAUUUAUACAAGGAGGAUUUAAAAAAAAUUCAGUUUUUGGUGAUGCUUGGUUAUUAUCAUUAACUGGAGAAAAUCCAUUAAGAGUCCAAGAAUAUGAUACAACCAGAGAAAGAAUAAGCACUACACAAAUGCCACUUUAUUAUUUUAGGGAUACACAUUCUAUUAGUUUACUCUAUAGUUUUUGUACCUUACAAAAAUGGCUAUUUGGAGCUUUUGCUAAUUUAGUAGACAAUUGUGUACACGCUCAUAAUCCAGCAGAAAAUGUUUUUAUCAAAUAUGAAUUAACACCUGAACAUGAUGGUAUGUUAUCCAUUCAAGAUGAUGGUGAAGGAUUAGAUUUUAAUGCCAUGAACAGAGUACUAAGAAUGUAUGGAAAUUAUAAAUAUCAAGAUAAUAGUAGUGUUGUUUUAUAUAAUAGUGGCACUAAUAUAAAAAAACAUGCAUUACCUAAUAAUGAUUUUAUUAAUAACAAAGGUGAUGAUUAUAAUGAUUACCAAAAUGAAAAUGAAUAUAGUAAUAAAAGAAAUGCAUCUAGUAAAAAUGUAUUAUUAGAUGAUACUAGUAAUGCAUUACCACAUAAAAAGAAACAAAAAAAUACAACACAUAAUGAUGAUAAAAAUAAUAAUAAUGAAAAUGAUUUAGAUAAUGAAGAAAAUGAUCACAUAACUGGGGAUCAUAAUAAAAAUGAAGAAGAUGAAAAUAAAAUAGGAACAAAUAAUGCAUAUGAUAAUGAUCAAAAUAAUGGUUAUGUUAGUGAUGAUUAUUAUACGAAAAAUUAUGAUCAAGAAUUAUUUUAUAAUGAAAAUGUAAAUAAUAUAUUUGACGUAAAAUAUGGAGUAGGCUUUAAAAUGUCCUUUGCAAGAAUUUCUUCAAGUUGUGCUAUAAUGUCUAGAACAUUUAAUACUAUAGGUAUAGGUUUAUUAUCCCUAGAAUUAAUGAAUCACUGUGAGGCUAAAGAAUUGGCUACACCAUUAUGUAUGUGGAAGUUACCUAAUAAAGAAUUGAUUAAUAGAAAUAUUGCGAAUAAAUCUGAACAUAGACAUCAUCAAAAAUUGUUAAUGUCUUAUACUCCAUUUAAUAGUCCUAGUUUAUUAGCAGAACAAAUUAAUAUAUUAGGUACUUAUAGUGGAACAAGGCUAUUAUAUUGGGAUUUUAGGGAUGAUAUGGAUUUUAUAAUUUUUUCUCCUCUAAAUAAUAACAUAUAUUUGAGUAGUUCACCCUUAAGUGUGGACGAAAUUAAAUAUACCAAGAAAAAGAAAAAUAACAACAAGAAUAACAAGAAUAUGUUAAAUGAUGACAAUAGUAAUAAACUAGUGUCCUGUGUCGAAGAUGUUAAAUUAAGUAAUAGAGGGGAUAUUAAGAGAAAGGGAAAUUUUGAUGAAGAAAAUGUAAAGAAGGUAAAAAUACAACAUAAUGAAUCUUGUGCUAAUGUGUCUGUUAAUGAAAAAGAUGAGAAUGAAGAAAGCCAACAUGUGAAAAAUGACGAUAUUGAUAAAAAUGCAUGUACAAAAUUAGAAAAUAUGAAAAAAGAAGAUGCAAAUGAAAAGGAUGAUAAUGAUGAUGAUAAUAAUAAUAAUAAUAAUGAGAAUGAGAAUGAGCAUAAUAAUAAUUACAAAGAUCAAAUAUUUAAAGAAAAUGAACAAUACCAAUAUUACAACAGUACAAUUAAAAAAUUAAAUCUCUUUGAAUAUAACUCUCAUUUGCAUGCAUCGAUAUCAAAAGAUAAAUAUAAAGCUAGCCAAAUAUUCCCCUUGUGGGAUCAUCCAAAAGAUAGUAUAGAUUAUUGUUUAUCUACCUAUUUAUACUGGUUAUAUUUAAGAAGAAGUACAAAUAUAUUUUUACAAAACACUUUACUUAUACCAACAUGUAUGAGAAAACAUGACAAUGAGGAUGAUUCCGAGAAAAAGAACAAAAAGAAAAAGAAAAAGAAAGGAAAAAAAUUAAAUGCGAAAAAAAAGAAUUUGCAAGAGGAAAAUAACACAACUGAACAAAAUUUAUCUUUAAGUAAAGAUAAUAAUUCAAACAAGGAGAAUGAAGAAAACGUAGAUCUGAAUCAACAUAAUGAUGAAGAAAAGAAUAGUAAAGGAAAGGAUGGUGAUGAUGAACCAAAUGAAAACAACAAUAAUUCUAAUCAUGAUAAGAGUGAAGCAGAUAAUAUAGACAAUGAUGUUAUUAAUAAUGACAAUAAGAAAGUUACAAAAGAACAAAUGCAAAAAACUAAAUUUGAAGAAGCACUGGAAUAUGGUAUUUCACAAGAGAGCGCAAGAAAAAAUGGCAUGAAAUAUAAUGAAGAAAUAGAAGAAGAUGAUGAAGAAGAGGAUGAUGAAGAUGGUGAUGAAGAAGAUGAUGAUGAUGAUGAAGAAGGUGACGAUGAUGAAGAAGAAGGUGAUGAUGAUGAGGAGGAGGUUGAAGAAGAUGAAGAAAAAGACCAUGCAAAGGAAGAGAAAAAAGAGGAUGAUGAGGAAAAGGAAGUAAAAAAUCAAAAUGAAAACGAAAUAGAUAAUGAAAAUGAUAAUGCAAUUGAUGAGAAAUCAAAUGAAGGAUCAAAUGAAAAUAAUGAAGAAGCUGAUAAAGAAGUAAAAGAUACCGAUGAAAAUAAUAAUAAUAAUAAUAGUGGUGAUGAAAAUGUAGAAAAUGAUAAUGAAAGCAAACAAAAAAAGAAAAAACAAGAAGAAAAUGAAGUAAAUGAAGUACAUGAAAUAAGAACAAGAACUCGUGUAAAGAAUGAAAAGAAUUUAAGCAAAAAGAAAAAGAAGGUAGAUAAAAGUAGUGAUUCAAAAAAUAAUGAAAGUGAAAAAAUUAGACAAGGAAGUUAUGUUAAUAUAUAUAUGGAUGGUUUAAAAAUAAAAGAUGAAUAUUAUAUAAAUAAUACAAGUAAAUAUACUUUAUAUAAUUUCUUAAGAACAAAAUUACAUAAAAUGGUAGAAUUCCAUUAUUUGUUUACACCUUCAGAUUAUGAGUAUGGAUCAUUUAUUAUGAUGGGAUUUUUAAAUGAUAACAAUAGUCCAUCUAUUGAAGUUAAUAGAGUAUGUGAAGCCGGAAUUUUAUUAUAUUAUAAAAAUAGAUUAAUUAAAAGAUUAGAUGCACCUUUUAUAGAUACUGCAUAUAACCUUGCCUUAGCAAAAUACCCACCCAAUCCAUCAUUAUAUGAAGGAAAUCUAUAUAAAUAUGCACUUACUGUUAUUGUUAAUGUACCUUAUUGGCUUAAGCCAUCUAUUAGUAAACAAGAAUUCAUUCAUGAAAAUAAUUAUGCUUUCCUUGUUUUUAAAAAGAAACUUAUCGGAUUAAUUAAACAUUAUCUUCUUAUAUGUCAAGAUAAUAUGAAAUUAAGAAAAUGGAGAGAAUCACGUGAUUUGAAAUUAAAACGAUAUCUUGAUAAAUCCAAUUUUAGUUUUGAUAAGUCAAAAAUUGAAUCGGAUAAUGAUGAUGAAAAUGACUACAAAAUAAACAAUCAACCCAAAGAAAAUGCACAAAGUACAAAAGAAGAAAAAGGAAAAAACGCACAACCUAAUAAUAAUGAAAACGAUAAAAAUGAAGAUAAUGAAGCAAAUGAAAAGGAUGACGAUUCUACAAAUAGAAAUGAUAAUAAUAGAAAUUCACCUAAUGAAGAAGAAAAUGAAGGAACACCAGAUGAUAAUGAAGAUGAAAAUGAUGAUAGUAAUAACUCAAACAAUUCUAAUCAAGAACAAAAAGAAAAAAAUUUAGAGAACGAUGAAGAAGAAGCUACUGAUGAUAAUGAAGAAAAAAAUGAAGAAGAAAAAAAUGAUGAUAAUGAAGAAGAGGAUGAAUAUGAAAAUAAUGAUCAUACAAAUUAUAAUAAAAAUAAUAGUGAUGAUGUAAAUGAAGAUAAUAAUAAAUCAUUAGAAGAUGCCGAGGAGGAAGAUACCAUAUAA